This is a messenger RNA of Oncorhynchus keta (chum salmon), 3838 nucleotides long. RefSeq names its product G protein-coupled receptor 45 (gene gpr45). The record is from RefSeq and is a predicted model, not a curated record. The coding region runs from base 872 to 2062 and encodes 396 amino acids. Gene Ontology annotation, cellular component: membrane. Gene Ontology annotation, biological process: G protein-coupled receptor signaling pathway. Gene Ontology annotation, molecular function: G protein-coupled receptor activity. The transcript has 2 exons. NCBI's taxonomy places the organism in Eukaryota, Metazoa, Chordata, Actinopteri, Salmoniformes, Salmonidae.
ACAUGAAGGUAGAAGAACAUAAUGUGUGUAUGUGACACAGGCAGGGUACUAAUCUCCAUACAUAUGGUUGAAAUACACAUGAACAUGUUCUACACAUGGUAGCCUAAGUAGGUAAGCAUGUCUAAAGAACGGGCUAUUAUUGACGUCAUGUAGGCUAGGCUAUAGUGCUACUGAAUACAUUCAAUAUAUUGUAGAGGUAAUUGUUAAAAUGUGUUUAGGCCCAAUCUAGUUGCUUAUCCAUACAGACUGAGGCCUAUAGCUGUAGACUUUUGCCUAGGUAGAGCUACAACAUUGUGGGGAGAUCACUUUCAUUCCCACUUUAUUCCGUUUCAGAUGGUUAGCAAAUUAGGGUUAUUUAAUGACACAGGCUAUAUCCUUUGGAAUUACUUGCUUUAUUGUCGGCAUGUAUCGAUUUCGUCUUCGAUAUGUUUUUUCAAUAUAAGGUGUGCUUGCUAACUAAAUUAAGAAUUCUAAUCGACAAAUCGAGUUUCCUCUUCAAAUCAACACUUUUAAACCAGCGGACCGGUCCGCGCCUUGCGCGUCAGCAGGCGACUGCACAGCACAUGUCUUGAUUCCCGAUUGAGAAAAGCAAAGUGGUUUGGUUUGGGUGGAUCCUGGAUGGAAGGAGGCGAUGGAAUGUGUGUUUGCCGUGGACAGUGCGUCUUCCUAUACGUCUUGUAAUGAUAACAGGACAAGCCACCUGAGACUCAACAUCAACGGCAUUGUGAGUCGCAGUGAUCAAAGACCUGGCCAUGAAUGAGGAGACCAGGACGUGUGACUGACCAAGGAAGCUUUGACAACACAACUUUAGACUAAAGAAAAAUGAUGUGUAUCCAGGGUGGAACUGACUGUUAGCCUGAUAACCAUCGCUAUGGCGUUUUGCAACGGCAGCCUGCUGGCUAGGUGUGCCCCCCUGAUGGAGCUGGAAGAAGAGGAAGGGGUGGUGAUUUCACCGCCGCCGCCUCCGCCGCCAGGGGUUGGGACUACUAGUCCCCUCAUGCCUGUCACCCUGCGUGUGACGCUGGCCGCUAUCAUGAUCUUCAUGAUCGCCAUUGGUUUCCUAGGCAACGCCAUUGUGUGUCUGAUCGUCUACCAGAAGCCCGCCAUGCGUUCUGCCAUCAACCUGCUCCUCGCUACGCUGGCAUUCUCUGACAUCAUGCUCUCGCUGCUCUGCAUGCCCUUCACCGCCGUCACCGUGGCUACCGCCGACUGGCGCUUCGGGGGCGGGUUCUGCCGUGCUUCCGUCAUGCUCUAUUGGCUCUUUGUCCUGGAGGGUGUGUCCAUCCUCCUCAUCAUCAGCGUAGACCGUUUCCUCAUUAUCGUUCAGCGGCAGGACAAGCUGACUCCACACCGUGCCAAGCUGCUCAUCGGCGCUUCCUGGGCGCUGUCCCUCUGCGUGGCGCUCCCGUCCGUGAUCGGCUGGCGGGCGGGCGCGGCGGGUGUGACGGGCAUUGGGGGGGCCUGGGCACCACAGUGCGUGCUGGGCUACAGUGAGUCGCUGGCCGACCGCUGCUACACGGUGCUGCUGGCAGUGGCUGUAUUCUUUGUGCCGUUCGGCAUCAUGCUCUACUCCUACCUGUGCAUCCUUAACACGGUCCGACGCAACGCCCUGCGCAUCCACAACCACACCUCCGACCAGGCCAGCCUCCCGGUCCUCAACCAGGUCAGCAAGCUGGGCCUGACUGGCCUGCAACGUCCCCCGCAGGUCAAUGUGGACAUGAGCUUCAAGACACGGGCCUUCACCACCAUCCUCAUCCUCUUCAUCGGCUUCUCUGUGUGCUGGCUGCCCCACACAGUGGUCAGUUUGCUGGCCGUGUUCAGCCGGAGGUUCUACUUCAGCCCUGCCUUCUAUCCGGUCAGUGUGGGGGCUCUGUGGCUCAGCUAUCUGAAGACCGUGUUUAACCCAGUCAUCUACUGCUGGAGGAUCAGGAAGUUCCGGGAGGCGUGUCUGGAGUUCAUGCCCAAGAGCUGCAGGCUGUGUCCCAGGGUGCCGGGCCGGAGCCACAGGAGGGUGAGACCCAGUAACAUCUACGUGUGCAGUGAGACCCAGUCGGCUGUGUGACAGUAACAUCUACGUGUGCAGUGAGACCCAGUUGGCUGUGUGACAGUAACAUCUACGUGUACAGUGAGACCCAGUCGGCUGUGUGACAGUAACAUCUACGUGUGCAGUGAGACCCAGUCGGCUGUGUGACAGUAACAUCUACGUGUGCAGUGAGACCCAGUCGGCUGUGUGGAACUAACGGUCACUCUGAGGACAUGCCAUGGUAACCGUGGAAAGCAGUGGUCACCAACUCUGGUCUUGAAGCUACAGGGCGCUCCACUGAUGUAAAGGACAUGCUAUACUCUAUACGAUUUGUUAAGACAUCAACAUUUCAACAGUAUAGACGGCUUGCUGCUGAAACAUUGCUGUCUUUUAACAAAUGAUUUGCAUUUGCGCAAUAGUGGCGAGGACAGUACAUUCUUGUGUUUUGUCUAAAGUGCUGUGGACACUGGACAGCCAUGAACAGAGCCACUCAAAAGUCUUUGUGUGACUGUCUUUAUUUCCCUUCUCCUAAAAAAAGACCUGAAGAGAAAUGAUGUACAACUGGGAACAGUGUUUUCUAAUUAACCAUUUCCAUGGUGUUUGUAUAAUUGGCUGAGUACUGUUGGUGAUCGUUUACCCAGAUGGUUGUUGUAUAUGUCUAAUUAUACUGUAUGUAAAUGAAAACGUUGGAUAAAAUUGUAAAGAAAUGUUGAUCAGUAUAAAAGUGUUUCUGUGAAUGAAUAAUUGAUUAACUGAAUGAACUAACAAUCCAAUUAACAGGUGUGUUGACGUCAUCAACUAUGCAUAUGUAGCCUAUAGACUGAGUAGAAAUUAAAGAUAACAAAUCAUGUUAAACACAGUUAUACGUUGUCUACAUACACUGUAAUAGGCGAGCAUUGUACCUUAAACCUAAUACUGGAACUAAAAUAUAUGUUGGGCCAUGCUGGUUGACUUUGGUAGAACAUGUUGUCGAACACACACCACGUACAGCCAUCCCCUGCCUCUACAAUGUCAAUACAAUGGUUGUGUUGCUGGGAUACUAAAGACCUCUAUUGGUUGUCGGAUGCGGAGUGCAUUUAUGUGUGGAAGACCCAUAUCUUCCACAGCAGAACACACAGUCUGUGUUUUAGGUAAUGCAUCUCCAUAUGUACCGUGGUUAAACAGUUUACUGAGAGAAGUUCAAAUCUAGGGCACACCAUGUCAACUCAUACACUUUGCGUACGGUGUGAUUAUCUCAAUUCUACUGCUUGAAUGAACAAAGAAAGAUGUGUACUAUGUACACAUCGAUGCCCAGGUAGAAGUGACCUUUAGACACAGAUCUAGCAUAAGUUUGCCUUACCCUAUCUCCUAAUAACCUUAGGCAAGACCUAAAUAUAUCACAAAACAGGCUUUAGAUUUAAGGGACAGGCAAAGGUUGCUUCCUUUUCUCAGCACACUGAGCUGCAAGAACUAACAGAGAAAACAUCCCUACAGAUCCUUUUUAUGCAACAUGAAAAUAAAGUAUCUACAUUAAGUGUAUCACUGGCUUACUUAAAAUGAAUGAUACAUAGACAUAAGGAGAGGAAGCCAUUAUAAUUGAUUGAGACGUAGCCCAUUUGAGCCCUACUUUGAUGAUGCAUCUGAUUGAUGGGACAGAUGAAAUACGUCACAACCAGUCGUAGAGGAUGCUGGGGCGAGAGGGCAAAGAUGGCGCGCUCCACUAACAUGGGACGUGAAGGGAAAGACACAUCUCAGGAUAGAGGCGCUUCUAACGCAGAUCUCUUACUACACCCCGAGCUCCUGUCUCAUGAGUUUAUCCAGUUGGUUCUGAAUGAG